GGGAGUCAUGGAAGACGAGAAAGUUGUGUACUCACGGUCGCAGCUGGUGUUCGCGGGCAUGAAGCCGCUGGAAGACGCCUUGGAAAUCUUCGUGCCGGAGUCGAAGCAAUUCAUGAGCUCGGACACGGAGCUGUGGAACUUCCUAUGUAGUCUGAAGCGAGACUUCUCCCCGGUCAUCCUUCGCAGCAAGGACGUGUACGGCUACUCUUCAUGCCGCUCCGUGGUGCCGGACCCCAGCCAGUUGAAGAGAACCAAGGAGCCGCCGCAGUCCGCCGCCCAGCCCAAGAAGCCGCCGGUGAAGAGAAAGCGGAGAGGCAUGAGGCUGAGCUGCAGGAAACGCCGGCGGGGCAAGACCGCUGCCAGCGACGAGUCCGGGGCCAGCAGUGGCUGCAGCAGCCCGACCCCGUCCGAGACCCCGUUGCUGCUGGGCAGGUCGCUGGAGGACAUCUGGAGAGCGGCGGCCCCCAAGCUUACAAGCUUCCCAACCAUCCGGGUGAGAGACGUGUCCUGCCAGGCGAAGGCGGCCGCUGCCUGCCGGAGGGCGCAGGAGAUCCUCCAGGUAAACCUCCAGCCCGUGGUCCUGAUCCGCCGCUUCCCGCUGGUGUCGCCCUGGUCGUCCUGAUGUGGCCGGGCUCUGGCCAGGUCCUGUGCACUUUCGCUCAGCCUGUUUACAUGUCUCCGGGAUCCCUCGCCUGUGGCUGCACUUUACUAUACAGUUUUACUACUAGAAGAGCGGGAUCCUCCGCUGGUCAGGAGAGAUGAUCCCGGGAUCCACCACGUCUGCUCCGCUCUCCAGGCACUAUGGACUUGAUCAUUGUGGAGUAGUUGCAAUAUGGGGGGCAGAAGCUGCAUUCUUCCCUGGAGUUGGGUGUCCGAGUAAGGUCCGGAAUGCAGCAAGCAUGGACAUGAGCCUUCGGUGGCUUCCCUGAUUGCCCCUGGCAGUGCCAGGUCUGCUGAGGGUGGCAACAGGUUUACUUGUAUGCAAAGACUUGGGGACCCUUGGGUGAUCUACUCGUGUGGCAACUACCUCAGUACCCGGAGCUCCUCUCCCCCUAUCCAAAGACUUGUUUAGUAUCUUCUCACUUUCUUUCAACUUUUUGUUUCUUUGGUGCCAAGUAUUUUCAAAAUGUCUGGAUGGCGCCAAGCCGCUGCAGGCUGGAUGCCCGUUUAUGCAAAAUGAUUAUUUUUUAUUAAUUGUCAAGGGAAUUGCAAGAACAUAAGUGUCUGGUUCUGAUCCAUGUGGUUGCUUGUCUGUGCCAAGCCUCAUGAACAAACUAGCACUAGUGUCUUUCUAUAGGUGUUGAAUAAAGUCAGGCUUUUCUGUACAAUCUCCAGUCUUGUUUUCCGUGGAGCAGACGUUGGAUAGCUGUAGCUUUUGUGGUCUGACUUUUUAGUGGCAUUCGUGCAAGACACAAUAUUGUUACAUUUUGUAGAAAACCCAACUUCCAAGGAAGGAUAUUUAUUCCCUUAUUUUUAAUGUGACUGGUGCUCACAGGAUGGGUAACUUGUGACAUAAUGUUACGAUUGGUGCCACCUAUGCCAGAUGUAUGUGCCUUUCUACAAAUUAAGCUGUCAACUUCCAGAUGUUGGUGGCACAGGAAGUGUGAGACUGUUGGACAGUAACUGGUGCUAUCUUGAUUAUUCUAUUCUGGAUUUCUUCUAAAAUUCAAUUUCUACUUUGUUACAAAAGCUGACUACACUUCCUGUAUGCACUGGACAUGGUCUGACCCUGUGAUACCCUCUCAUUCCCUGCAGUCCUGUGCCACAAAGGACCAAAUGUAUAACAUCUAGUGUAGUCCAAUAAAGCAGCUGCCUAUAAAGACGGAUGACAUUCCUCCUUUCUUUUUACCAGUGCUGGUAAAUUUUAUUUUAUAUUUAAAUAGCAGUCAUUGGUUGCGAUUAGAAAAGGCCUAGAGCCUAGGGGGCCAGGUAGCAAGAAGAAAUGACCUAUUAGGCUGGCUUCACAUCACAAUGUCAGGUAUC
Hyla sarda is the source of this 1983-nucleotide messenger RNA. RefSeq names its product coiled-coil domain containing 71 like (gene CCDC71L). The record is from RefSeq and is a predicted model, not a curated record. NCBI's taxonomy places the organism in Eukaryota, Metazoa, Chordata, Amphibia, Anura, Hylidae. The transcript has a single exon. Bases 8 to 622 code for a protein of 204 amino acids.